Ilex paraguariensis (yerba mate) is the source of this 822-nucleotide messenger RNA. Lineage: Eukaryota; Viridiplantae; Streptophyta; Magnoliopsida; Aquifoliales; Aquifoliaceae. The record is from the annotation of a GenBank genome assembly.
AUGUCAAUCCUGCAACUGCAUGUUGAUUCACCUCUUGUAGCAACAAGGGAUUCUUCAAAUCUACUGGCACAUGAGGCUGUGUUUGCAUUGGGUCAAAUGCAAGAUGCGGAUGCUAUCCCUGCUCUAGAAUUAGUUCUUAAGGACCUUUCUUUGCAUCCCAUUGUUCACCAUGAGGCUGCAAAAGCUCCUGGUGCAAUUGUCGAAUCAAGGAGGCAGGAGCUUAAGAAUGUUGGAGAAAUUGAUGGUUCUUCACCCUUUUUGUCGGUUGAUCCAGCUGCACCUGCUUCUUGUUCUUCUGUUCAUGAACUCAGGGAAGUUCUUUUGAAUGAAGAAAAGGGCAUGUAUGAACGGGAAGUUCUUUUGAAUGAAGAAAAGGGCAUGUAUGAACAGUAUGCAGCUUUUUUUGCACUUCGAAACCAAGGGGGAGAUGAAGCUGCCACUGCUGUCAUCCAAUCUUUAGGUUCAAAGAGUGCUCUCCUGAAACAUGAGCAUUGUCUUGUUAUUUUUGCAAAUGACCGGUGUGUAGCACUUCUUGAGGAGUUUGCAAAGGGUCCUGAGCCUAUUGUGUCCCAGAGCUGUGAAGUUGCUCUCAGCUUGCUAGAAUUUGAGAGAUCUGGCAAAUCAUUUGAGGUAGUUCAAGAGAAGCAAAAACAUGUUUCGUUUGUAUGUGAACAUAUUUUUUCUGGAUGGAUGGUUAACCACGGCAUCCUGUACAGUACCUCUUCAUGCAGACACCUCAACUGCAGCAAGCCUCAUGCUAAAUCAUUUCACUUCUCCGGAGCUCCAAGAUAUUCAACACUGCUGUGUGUGCCACUAUACUGA